Molecule: messenger RNA, 3480 nt
Organism: Brassica rapa (field mustard)
Lineage: Eukaryota; Viridiplantae; Streptophyta; Magnoliopsida; Brassicales; Brassicaceae
Product: ethylene-responsive transcription factor 6
Biological process (GO): regulation of DNA-templated transcription; ethylene-activated signaling pathway
Molecular function (GO): DNA binding; DNA-binding transcription factor activity
Source: RefSeq, a predicted model, not a curated record
GAGGACUUACGAACAAAUUAUCUUCAACUUGCAUGUUAUAUUAAACAAACCAAUCAUCAAUAGUGCAUGAGUAAGUGACGCUGAACAAGAUGAACAUGGCAUGCUGAACAAGAUGAACAUGGCAUGCCGUGCCAUGUCGGCCAGAAAACAAACAAAUUUAUGCCCUUCGCUAGAUUUGCAGCCAAAGAAAUAGAUUAUAAAUUUAUAAACACGAAUAUUCUACAAUUAUCGAGGACCAUAAGCUGAUGAUAUAUAUAUAUAUAUAUAUAUUUUUUUUUAAAAUAAGCAACGCUGUGAUGUUUGGGCAUAUCGAUAUCGAUGGAGUUGGUCUCACACAGUAAUUAUGUGAUUUCAGUUACAGUUUUUCUUUUGUCUCGAACUUCUUUUAUCUCAUAACUGCAUGGUACAUCCGUACAUAAAGGUAGAUUUUUCCCAAACUUAUAGUACUUCUUUCUUUCUUUGGAAAGAACACACCAGAGACGUUGGUUUAAAAAACCGAGUUUUAUUUCGUUUUGUAGCAAUUGCAAUUAUAUGAAUGUUAUGUCUAGCUCUAUAAUAUUUGAAUUUCAGUUGAUAGUUGCUUCUCUGUCAAUAAGAUUAUGAUGAAGUUUCACCAUCUUAUAAUUUUUCUUAACUAGUGUAAUAUAAGAUCCACGAAUUUUCUGUAAACAAAUGUGAAAAAAAGUUGAAAGACCUGCAGAAUCUACACACAUCAAGCGGAAAUGAAAGGCGUUCAACAAAAAAAUCAAGAAGAAAUGGAAAGAAGUAAUCACCACACGUUGAGCUCCAACGAUUAUUAUAAAGUUUCAUCAAACGGAUGAUAGCAAAAAUAAAACAAAAACAUAAACUAAUUACAAAAAAUAAAAUAAAACAUAAUCAUAUAGGAUCGAAUUCGAAUACAAUGAUAAAAAUGAGAAACAAUAGAUUUUACCAUGUGUUAUUAGUAUGUGAUAUUUGCUCUUAGGAAAUGUCGGAUAGUAUAUAUUUUAAUGUUGUUCUGUUAACACUACUAAUGUAAUAAUAUGUAUUUUACUGUUUCUACGUACAUAUUCUGAAUAUAAUCCUUCAUUCGGAAUACUUGUGUGAUUAAAGAAAAAUCGAUGAUUAUUCGCUUUUAUAUUAAGUUCACGUAUGAAUCAACUUUGAAAUAUUCGUGAUGUAUUAUAAUUCUUCAGGAGCAAAUAAAGUAUAUGUAAUGAAUUCAACCAACAUAAGCGAUGAUGAAGUAAGCACAGUCGUAUGAAACGUAAAAAGGAUAGAUCACGUCCUAGAGCAGCAAAGGCUGCCACAUGGUUUGUUAUUGUAGAAUACUUGAGAGUUGAGAUUAUAAGUUUAUAGUAUUAGGAUUCCCUUAAUUAUUAAGUACUUAUCUUAUGUACCCAGUAUGUCAUGGCCUAAUAAAUAUAUUUUCGUGUCUUGCAUUUCUUUAACAAAAACAAGUGUUUUGCGUUUGUAUGCAAAGACAUAGCUAAAAUAAGUAAACUCAAAUUAAGUCAUAGUUGCAAAAAAACAUUACAAAUUUAUAAAUACAGUUGUGAAUGCAACUUUUUUCCUUACUCAUCUUACAAACAAAUUUAAUUUGCAAAUGUAAGCACGAAACAACCAUACUGAAAUGAAAAUAACUGAUUGGUCUAAAAUUUAGAAACCAAAAAUAGAUGUAUAUGUUAUCCCGAUAUUUGACUGGAUUGAUAAAAUAUAUGCGUAACUUAAAAUUAUUGGUUUCUUAGUAUAUGUUUCUGGGCGGCAAGAUGAUAAUUCCAUCGGUCUUUGUCUACCAGAUGUUAGAGACUACACGAAACAUCGUCGACAAGGAGAAUCUAGUCCUCAUGGUUUCUUUUAUUCCACAAAACAAAUAUGUAUUCGACGUAAAAGUUAAAAACUGUUUUUAUUCUUCCAUUAAUUAUUACUCCAACCUUAAACAAACGUGGUUUUAGUCGUUACAACCAAAACUAUCCACAAUUGAGCUGACACACGGCCGAUAACUUUUGAUGUUGAAAAUGCAUAUGCAUAUGAUCAAACUCUUACAACUAGUAAGUAAAUUAAUCAAAUAUCAACAUUGAACACGCACAAUUCUUUAAAAAUCAGGAGUACUAAUCUUUUGAUUAACCUUUGUUAUGUAUGCAUGAAACCGAUAAGUUCUUGCCUAAUCUACGAAAAAGAAAACAUUAUAAUACAUCUAAAAACCCCUGAUAGAUUAGAUUGCGCAGCCCGCGAGUUGUUAUUUUUAAAUCAUUUGUUUAAUCUUCCCCUCAGCUGCCAUCAAUGAACCACACGAUCAUACCGUUGACUGAUGGUUUAUAAUAUAAUCUAACGGUUUAAAACCGAUGAAACACACGGGUACAGAUACACCCUUCCGCACCUGAUUAUUUAGAUUUUGAAUUAAAAAAACACGAGAUGAUGUUGCUUUGAAAGAGUCUCUCAUUGACUAGACUCUUUCCUAAUCCUAUAUAUACAUUCCCACUCUCUUCUCCACUGUCAAAUCAAAUCCUUUCUUUAUUAAAUCAAUCAUCUUCCUCCUUAGAUUCUCUGUUUCCUCCGCAAUGGCCACGCCAAGCGAAGCAUCAGCUCUUUCCUUCAUCAAGAAGCAUCUCCUCGACGAAUCUUCUCCGCUGCCUAAAGUCACCACCACCACCAAUCCAUGGAUCGCUUCGGAAACCAGCUCCGAUUUUUCAAUAUUCGGUUCAUUUGACCAAACCGGUUUUGAUUUUUCUGAAUUUGAGACUAAACCGGAAAUAACCGAUCUCGUGACGAAUGCUGAAAUUCAACUAGCAUCGAGCGAAUCUUUCACGUUCCAAUCGAAUCCACGCCGGAAACCGCCGUUGAAGAUCGAGCCGCCGAGCAGAACCGAGUGGAUCCAAUUCGCAACCGCAAAUCCUGAACCGGAGCAGCUUCCCGUACACGUGGCCGCAGAAGAGAAGAGGCAUUACAGAGGAGUGAGGAUGAGGCCGUGGGGGAAGUUCGCGGCGGAGAUCCGAGAUCCGAACCGUCGGGGAACUCGGGUUUGGCUCGGGACGUUUGACACGGCGAUCGAAGCCGCCAGGGCUUACGAUCAAGCAGCGUUUAGACUCCGAGGGUCAAAGGCCAUUGUGAAUUUCCCGCUUGAGGUAGGGACGUGGAAUCCACGCGCUGACGUUGGGCAGAACAAACGGAAGCGAGACGGAGAGGGAGAAGAGGUGACUGUUGUUGCGAAAGCGCUGAAGACGGAGGAGAGUCACGCCGUUGAGACAGAAACGUCGAGUUUGACGGCGGUAGAUGACUGGGAUUUGACGGAGCUUUUGAGCAUGCCGCUGUUAUCGCCGUUAUCUCCGCACCCUCCGUUUGGUUAUCCACAAUUGACUGUUGUGUAAAUGUUGACGUGGAACUACGGCGUACACGUGUUCGUGUGAUCCCUUGCUUUCUUUUGUUGCACACUCGAGGAAAAAUAUAAUUCAUUUAUUUGUUUUUUAUUUAUUAAUACGACUUUCAACUUUCAAGUUUCAA